Molecule: messenger RNA, 2115 nt
Organism: Caenorhabditis elegans
Lineage: Eukaryota; Metazoa; Nematoda; Chromadorea; Rhabditida; Rhabditidae
Gene: cest-2.3
Product: Carboxylesterase type B domain-containing protein
Exons: 10
Coding region: 31-2028 (665 amino acids)
Source: RefSeq, marked reviewed
GGUUGGCUCUGUUUAAUCGAUCAUCAGAGAAUGAUUUUACAAUAUUUAUACUUCGCAGUUCUGAUACAUUUAUCUAUUUCUACAAGAAUUCAGUUAUCAACUGGAACAAUCGAAGGGAAAAUCUUGAAUGCUACUUAUUCGCCGUUUGGAAAUCAAACUGCUACCGUAUUUUUGGGCAUACCAUACGUUGAACCUCCAAUUGGAGAACUUCGAUUCCGGAAACCACGUCUUCUGAAAUCAUGGGAAGGAGUUCUAGAGACAAAGGAUUAUAAGCCUGCGUGUAUGAGUUAUUGGAGGAAAACUUUCAAAAAUGGAUUUGUUGGAGAAAUUUCAGAGGAUUGUCUAUACGCAAAUGUGUUCACAAACCAGUAUUGCUUGCAAAAUAAAAACUGCUCCGUAAUGAUUGUGGUACAUGGUGGACGACUUGUUUGCGAAUCGGGUUCCGCAUUUAAACCUGAAAUUUUUAUAAACAAUUUUGUGGGUCAGGACAGAAAUAUUGUAGUUGUGACAUUCAAUUACCGCCUCGGAGUUUUUGGAUUUGGAGUAUUUAAUGGAGAAACCGGGGAUACGAAUGUGGCAAUGUAUGAUAUGUUGGAAGCAGUGAAGUGGGUAAGAAAAGAGAUUGACCAAUUUGGAGGGAACAAGGACAGAAUCACAAUGGCUGGACAUUCUGCAGGAGCAGGACUUAUUGUAGAUUUCACGAGCUCAACUCUCUCCAAAGGUUUACUCCAUCAACAGAUUGUUAUGAGUGCUCCACUUCAAGAUAUUUCGAAAAGUGCAAACUUUAAAGGAAUGACUAUUGUAGCUCAAAAUGUAGGAUGUAUACCAAAAGAAUACGGAUUCAGAAAAUUAUCGAAAACUCAAAUUAAUAAGACCUACUUGUGCCUUCAAAAUAAAUCUGCUCAAGAUCUACUUCAUGCUCAACUGAGUAUGCAACAGAAUUCCACGUUUUACUUUGGAUCCCCUCGUGUAGAUGGAGAUUUUAUAACUGACUAUCCAGAUAAUCUAUUUAAUUUUAAUACGAUCUACCCUAUCAAUACAUUCAUUGGAACUACAACUGGCGAGCUCAGAGACUCAUUAUAUAUAACGGAUCCCAAAAAUGACCGGAUAAAGGAGCAGUUAUUGAAAAACAUGUGUGAGCAUGUUGGUUAUGAACUUUUUGAGAAACCAGAGGAAUUUACAAAAAAGUGUGGAAAUUAUUACAAAAAUGGGACAGAUGCUCAGUUUUUGUCGGAUGAUAUGGAAUUUUACUCCGGUGCCAUAAAGGUGGCUAACGCGCAUAAAAGAGCCAAUUCCAAAGUUUUUAUGUACAGCUAUGAUUAUAAAGGCGCCGGCACGGCGUUCCACAAAUAUUUGGAGGCCCCUUCUCCUCAUCAUUCUGAAGAUUUGAUCUACACUUUUGGAACUAGUCGUGGACCAUUUGUUGCCAAGGAUUACGUUAUUGAGCGAAUUUAUAGUGGAAUGCUUGCCAAUUUUAUCAAUUUCGAAGAUCCUUCUCCAUCGAAAACUCAGCAGUGGCGACAGUACACACAGGAGAAACGCGAAUAUUUUUUGAUAGAUUUUGAUAAGAACUUCACUAUGCCUGGAAUGAAAGAUCACUAUUACACAAGGGCUCUAGAUUUUUGGAGUACCGCCGGCAAAAAGUCAUUCAGUGAACGAUUUUCGCCGUCACUUGACAAUUUUGUCAUGUCAAUUCUCACAGAUCCAAUUGUUUCCCAUUUGAAAGGUGUUGCAUCUGGCCCUGAUAAGUCUAUUGAACAAUUUGAAAAGGUUUUUAACGAACGGGAGAGCUUCCUUGAAGAGUUGAAGCUAAGGAGAAAAUUGAAGUUGGAGAAGAAAAUCGGUGUUCAAAUGAGAAAUUCAGUUGUGGAAUUUGAAAAAGAUGCAGAUCAAGGGACAAGUGGAGGAGUUCUAAAUACACUUCCAAUAAUUCUUGGUGUCACAGUAUUUGGUAGUAUCAUCUAUGCUUCCAUAUCCCAUUUCUGCAUCCCUAAUAAAUCAAGGACAGGUUACCAACUUCUGGAAUAGUUUAUUUAAUUUCAAAGCUGAACAAUGAUAUUGUUUAAAAAAAAACAAUGAUAUUGUUAAAAUAAAAAUAUUGAGAAUAAACUUCCA